AUGCCGGUCGAUCAUUCAUUUUUGGUUAACGACGGCGGGAAUAAAAAUGAUAAUCCCGAUGAGGAUAACCAAUCCAAAGACGACGAAUCCUUCAGGGGUUUUUCAGACACGGAACAAGAAGCAACUGCAGAACCGAAGCAACUGGCGGCUCUCUUUCGUCAGCGAGAGCAAGUUAAACAGAGAAUCAUGAGCAUCCAGCGGAACAUUUUGCAUCAAGGGCAACCGUCUCUAGCGCUGCUGACAGUGAUGCAACACAAAUUGUCUGCAGCAUAUCAGGAGUGCAAUGGAUUUCACAGCAAGCUGAUGGCGCUAAUCCCGGAUGCGACUGUGUACCGACAAGCAGAAAUUUACCAGGAUUUCGAAGACCUUUUUGACCUGGUCUCAACGAAUGUGGAGGAGCUACUACUGGUUGCAAAGGACCGAGCAGCCUCAGCAGCGGGUUCAAAACAACAAGUCAUCAUCCAACAGCAGCCUCUAAAAGCGCCAAUUCCUACGUUUGACGGCAGUUACUCCAACUGGCCGAAAUUCAAGGCCAUCUUUUUGGAUCUGAUGGCCAACUCGAGUGAUACUGAUGCCAUGAAACUGUAUCAUCUUGACAAGGCUCUCGUCGGUCAAGCAGCCGGAAUACUAGACACCAAGGCGCUUAGUGGUAGUUAUCAACAAGCCUGGGCCAUUCUCACCGAGCGAUUUGAAAAUUUGCGUGUGAUUGUGGAAUCACACCUCCGGAGUUUGCUGUCGCUCAAGAAGAUGACGUCCGAAUCUCACAAAGAGCUGCGAUCACUGGUGAACGAGGUUACCCGCCAUGUAGAGAGCCUACGCUACCUUAAGCAAGAGUUGACCGGUGUGUCGGAGCACAUGACCGUGUUCUUGGUUGUGAAUGACCUCGACAAGUCGACACGAAAGGCUUGGGAGUCCACACAACGAAAGGGAGAGCUUCCAAGUUACGAGCAAACCAUCAAGUUCCUGACAUCCAGAGCCGAAAUUCUGGAGAACUGUGAAGCCGCGUACCAGAUACAAGUUCCAGCAGCGAAUAAUCCAAAACCAACAGCCUUAUGGCCGAAACCGUCUCAGAAAAGUCAUGCAGCCUCAGCAAAUCCAACGAAGACCAAACCAGCUUGUGACUUUUGCGGCGGUUCCCACCGCAACUUCCAGUGCUCGACCUUCAUCUCUUUGUCCACAUCCCAGAAGAGAGAGAAGGUGCGAAUCGCUGGGCUUUGCUACAACUGCCUACGGAAAGGACACCUCACCAGAAGUUGUUCUUCCACCAAGUCGUGUCGCAAGUGUGAGGCUCGUCACCACACUUUGUUGCACGAAGAUGUGGCGCCAGUUCCAGAGCGUGACGUCCAACCCAAAGCAUCGGUGGUAACCAAAGCGCCUAUACCGCAACCACCAUCCAUCGAAGAACCGAAAGCAACCACUACGAUAGACCACCAAGUGUCUACAUCUUGCUCCAGUUAUUUCGCCACCAGCGCGAAAACCGUACUACUGCUCACCGCAGUGGUAGAUGCCAUUGACAAACACGGCCAACCUUAUCCCUGUCGUGUCCUCCUUGAUAGCGGCUCCCAAGUAAACUUUAUUACGGAGGACAUGGCCAACCGUUUGGGAGUCAAGAAGCAGCGAGCCAACGUUCCCAUUACCGGAAUCAACGAGUUGCGAAGCCACGCUCGUGACAAGGUGAUGGUCAAAUUCCGAUCCAGAGUGUCUACAUUCUUCUGUAAUCUCGAGUGUCUGGUCACAGCCAAAGUGACAGGAAAAAUCCCCACCACCAAGAAUGACAUCAGUGGAUGGCGUCUUCCGGAAGGAAUAGUUCUAGCCGAUCCAGCGUUCCACACUCCCGACAAGGUGGAUAUGCUGAUCGGUGGAGAGUGGUUCUUCGAGAUCCUGAAGCCAAGACAUCUAAGUUUGUCCGACAAGCUGCCACAGCUGCGAGAAACUCACCUAGGGUGGAUCGUGGCCGGUGUCCUUAAAGAGUCGUACUUCGCCGAAGCUCCAGUGCAGCACUCCAACCUGGUCUCCAUCGAAGAAGUCGAAACCAUGAUGCAGCGGUUCUGGCAAGUCGAGCAAUUGCCGGAUAUCUCCAAGCUCUCCAGAGAAGAAGAAGCCUGCGAAACCCAUUUCCUGUCUACAUAUAAACGAGACCCAACAGGGAGGUUUGUGGUACAACAACCAUUCAAAGAAACCGUUGCCAAGCUGGACGAUUGCCGAGAUUUAGCACUGAAGCGAUUCCUGAUGCUAGAGAAGAGAUUGUUACGUAACCCCGAGCUCCAGACCCAGUAG
Topomyia yanbarensis is the source of this 2277-nucleotide messenger RNA. RefSeq lists its product as uncharacterized. The record is from RefSeq and is a predicted model, not a curated record. Lineage: Eukaryota; Metazoa; Arthropoda; Insecta; Diptera; Culicidae. Gene Ontology annotation, molecular function: zinc ion binding; aspartic-type endopeptidase activity; nucleic acid binding. Bases 1 to 2277 code for a protein of 758 amino acids. Gene Ontology annotation, biological process: proteolysis. The transcript has a single exon.